AUGUCUUCGAAUGAUCUUCCUCAAUCAAAGAGACAUAUCACAACAAACGAUAAGAACGGCAUUUCCACUUUCUCGUCUGAUAUUUCUUCGAACCCGCCAUCCCGAACAUUACCGGACGGCCUCAAGAUAGCGUUCUGUUAUGGUAGUGGACAAUUUCCUGUUGAGCUGAAUGGUAACAACGACCUAGAAUCCUAUCAGUAUCUGAUUGACAAUCCACCUGGGAUUGUGGUUGAGAAAGGGGUCGUGUUCCGCAUCAUUGAUUUCCCGCCUGGUUACACUUCAGCAAUGCAUCGCAGCAUAAGUGUCAAUUUCAAUGUGGUCAUCGAAGGCCAGCUUGAGUUGAUUUUAGAUGGCGGCGAACGACGGAUACUCGACCGCGGUGAUUCCGCCAUUCAACGGGCUGUCAACCAUACGUGGAGAAACACAAGCACGGUUGAGUGGGCGCGCCUGGCUGCAGUGCCAAUUCCAGCGGAGCCUUUGCAUUUUGCGGGUCUGGCUGUUCAAGAGAGUGGUGUUGCUGGAAUGGCAGCUUCAUCCUAG
Molecule: messenger RNA, 540 nt
Organism: Exophiala bonariae
Lineage: Eukaryota; Fungi; Ascomycota; Eurotiomycetes; Chaetothyriales; Herpotrichiellaceae
Exons: 1
Coding region: 1-540 (179 amino acids)
Source: RefSeq, a predicted model, not a curated record